UCGGACGUGUUCGGUAAGCCAGACUUGCGUCAUCUGUGUUUUGGGUCAUAACAAAAACACGUUUACGAAACUUACGACGUCAUCUCGUUCUUUCCCGCGCGCGUAAACCAAGUCAAAAAAGAGAAGUGAAAAAAAACUAGCCCAAGAAACGGGCAGCAAAACAAAACCGAAAGCAAAAGACCCAUCGUCAUCAGCAUUAUCAGCGCACAUAAUGGAAAUGGCGCUCCUAACAAUCAUGUAAAAUUGGUGUAAAAUGCAGACGAGAUGCUGGUGGCCCGGAAUCAAGGAAAUGGGAAUCGUGCGAAAGGCAAUAACGCAUCAAAUUGGUAUUAGAAGUUGUUACUCCGACGCCCCGACACUAACUACUUAUAUAUGUAUAUAUAAAAAAGGCGUGCGGCAGCUGGGGCGUGGCCACAGUGAUACAAAUUGCACAAGUAGAACCAUCAACCGCUGCGGGCCCACACAACGUUCUGACUGCCUGUCGCUGGUUGCAACAUAAAAGUCAAUUAAUGUACAAUUACAACAACAUCACCAGGAACACCAGCAACAGGAACAGCCCGAGCAACUGGCUUCAAAACGCAAAGAAAGCAUACGAAGAAGGAGACGUCGGCGGCGAGGAGUGAACAGAAAUUACUGCAAAUUACACGCAACGAGUCCUGAAAGCUGCGGUCCAAGUUGGAGCAAGAGCCGGAAGCCGAGUGGUCCGAGGAGGAGGAGUCGGUGUACCAGAACCUAGAGCUGGUCCCAUCAACGCCACCACCACCAUUACCACCAAGACGACCGCCUCCCAGUCGCCAUCGCCAUCACCAUCAUCGCCAUCAGCCACUCCACUGCCAUCUAUUGUCCAGCGGUGGUGGCAGCGACAACAACAACGAUAACGAGAACGAAAAGGACGAGGACGAGGACGAGGACGAAGGCGGCGGCAACAAAAUGACUUUCGUUAACAAGCUGAGCAAAAGCUUCCGCUGGCUCCGCUGCUCGACAUUGUGCGCAAUUUUGUUUUAUAUGUUCUUCAUUGGCCUGAUCCUGCACAGCACCAGCCAGAGGCUGCAGCACCAGCUAAAGGAGCAGGGCAGCAGCAGCAGCAGCAGUAGCAGCAGCAGUAGCAGUAGCACGCAGGCAGACACAAAAAUGGCGCCCAACGUGGGACAUAAUGGUGCCCAACGUUGGCCGAAUUCGCUACAGGAACUAGAGCAACAAAAACAUGAGGAAAAGCUGAGGUCUCAGCCCGUAGAAAACAAUUUUGAUUCGGGGAAUGAGUAUCACCAGAAGCAGCACCAGGACCAGCGCCAUCCCCAACACAAUCCCCAAAAAGUGCAAAGUGCGGCUGCCAGCAAUGCCAGCAAAUCCCCUAACCAGCCAGAAACAGUUAUUUUAGCGGCCAGCAAUGUGAAUGAGAAGCAAAUACUGGCAAAAGCUUUCAAACGAGCCGAUCGCAAUCGUGAUGGCAUUUUGUCCAUCCAGGAGUUGGGUCAGUACAUCAACCGCCGGAUCGUGGAGCACAUUGAUGAGGCUAUAAUGAACAACGUACGAGAGUUCCGGCGCGUGGAUAUCGGACCUGCCGAUGGACUGAUCACCUGGGAUGAGUAUCAUCGGUUCUUUCUUAGGGAGCAUGGCAUGACAGAGGCUGACAUCGAUGAGCAUGAUGAGAUCCGUCACACAGCUUUGAAUCGUAAGGCCAGGGAGGACAUGAUGAGAGACAAGGCCCGAUGGUCGGAGGCAGCUCGAACGGAUCUCUUUACGUUGACCAUCGAUGAGUAUUUGAGUUUCCGUCAUCCGGAGUCCAGUGUAUCCAAUCUUUUGGAGCUCGUGGAUGAUCUGCUGCGACAGUUCGAUGAGGAUGGGGAUGAUCAGUUGACUUUGGAGGAGUUCUCUGACUUAAAUGUGGAUGAUGAUGAUGACCUGAUGAGGAAAUCUCUGAUAUCCAAGACGUUAGUAGAGAGAAGAGAGGAGUUUAAGCGGAUCAUUGAUAAAAACCACGACGGCAAGGCCGAUCGUGGAGAGCUUUUGAACUAUGUUAACCCGAAGACUCCAAGAUAUGCCCUCCAGGAGGCGGCUACUCUGUUUAGCCUGUGCGAUGAGAACAAGGAUGAGCUGUUGACUCUCAAGGAGAUGACUGACCACGCUGAGAUAUUUCUGCAAUCCAAAAUGAUCGACACGGCGAAUAGUUUUCACACCGAAUUCUAGUUUUAUUCUUCACCAUCACUAACCUUACCCAUUUGAGCAUUUAUAGUGAUAUUAAUUUGUAAGUUCUUGCACCUAAAAUAGCUAAUUUAGUAGCAAAGCGUGUUUAUGUUAAUAUACUUUUUACGAACCGCUAAGAUCAAAUGUAAAGCAUAAAAAAGAGACAACAAAUAAAAUCAUUUCCUGUGUGAUUUUUCAAUAAUUAACUUUUAAGGAUGCAAAGCAAAACAAUAUUUGACACGAAAUACUCAAAAUAAAUAUACGUAAUUGUA
Molecule: messenger RNA, 2456 nt
Organism: Drosophila eugracilis
Lineage: Eukaryota; Metazoa; Arthropoda; Insecta; Diptera; Drosophilidae
Gene: myd
Product: 45 kDa calcium-binding protein
Biological process (GO): calcium-ion regulated exocytosis
Cellular component (GO): endoplasmic reticulum
Molecular function (GO): calcium ion binding
Source: RefSeq, a predicted model, not a curated record